Molecule: messenger RNA, 2103 nt
Organism: Agrilus planipennis (emerald ash borer)
Lineage: Eukaryota; Metazoa; Arthropoda; Insecta; Coleoptera; Buprestidae
Product: protein ABHD18-like
Exons: 3
Coding region: 659-1987 (442 amino acids)
Source: RefSeq, a predicted model, not a curated record
UCGAAUUUAGAAGUUAAAGCAUACAAUAAAAUCUGUGCAUUACUAUUGAAAUAAUCAAAACUAUUUACUAAGUAAAUGGACGUGUUGCAGUGCCAAAAUUUUAUGUGAAUAUACUUAAUUUCGUGUGUGCUUUAGCCCUAAAAGGAUUAAUCUUGUUAUCUACUGCAUAAUUUACGUAGGUGGUUUAAUUGUGCUAAGUACAGUAAAUGAUAACCUACCUUCGAAAGUAUAGUAAAUGAUAUAGUAAUACCACUAAUUAUAAUUCGUAAUUUCGUGUUUAAUUUUGUUAAUUUCACAAAUGUGUUUGGUAAGACAGAGGAAUAAGGUUUCUGAUGCAUAUUUAUGGCUGUGUUGGGGUAACAGCGCCAAUUAACGUAAUUUGGAAGUACAACCCUAACAUGAUAGGGUGGAUAUGAGUACCUACGUUGGAAAAGUUGACAUUUACAACCCUGUAAUCUAAGAUUCUAUUUCCGACGACCCGGGUCUAUUUGUUCAUAUAUACAGGGUGAUCGCUCAUGUAAGAGAUAGUGACGUUUGACGUUUAGGUUAAGAUUUGAUGAUUCCUGAUUUUUUCCAACCAUGACAAUUUAAAACACCGAAUCAGAAUGUUAAAAAACUAACGGCACGCUUGUAACCCACCCCCACAAAUUCGACAAAUAUGCCAACGGUUAGCAGACUAGACAAAUUGUACAAAAAAAUGAUCUUCCACAAGUUUUUCACAAGAGGGUGGGGCGAUCCCGAUUGUUACGACAAAUUUUUUGAAUUCCGUAAGGUCAUUUGCAAAAGAGAAGAUGCCUACAAGCUAAUACCCAUUGAUUAUCCCGUUAAUAUCCAUCACGAAGAGAUUGAAUCCGAAUAUCACAUUAUCAACGGUAGCUUUAAGACCCCAUUGGUGUCUUUUAUCCCAGAAGUGGUACCAAAGGUUGUCGAGAACGCUUAUUUUCAAUUAAUCAUUCCGAAAAAGUGGAAUUCCGAAUUCAAACCCAUUUGUAUACAUUACGCUGCUACCGGGGAUCAUUUUUUCUGGCGUCGCCGAAAUAUAAUGGCAAAACCCCUUUUGAAAUCCGACAUAGGCUCGAUAAUUUUGGAGAAUCCUUAUUACGGAUUGAGGAAACCCAAAGAUCAGUUUCGUUCCAGCCUUCAUUACGUUUCGGACAUUCUUGUGAUGGGCGGUUGUCUGAUUUUGGAGAGUUUGGUGUUACUUCACUGGUGCGAAAAAAUGGGUUUCGGACCACUAGGACUGACAGGACUGUCAAUGGGGGGUCAUAUGGCAUCGUUAGGAGCCAGCAACUGGCCCAAACCGUUGGUUCUCGUUCCCUGUCUGUCCUGGUCGACAGGGUCAUCUGUUUUCACAGACGGCGUCCUUAGUGAAGCUAUUGACUGGGACCUGCUGCAAAGACAAUACUGUGCCAAUAGCAAAUUCUGCGAAGUCUUGUCCAAACAGCUGAGAAUUGUUGAUGACCCUUUUACAAAACCAAAUUGUCACGUAGAUUUCAGUACAAAACCGUCAGAACUCCUCAACACUCCUCACGAUAUGGUACAGCUUUUAAAUCAUAGAAAACCAGAAGUUCCUUACUAUUCUAGUAAUUCGACUAGAGUAAAGCAAAGGAUAUCAAUCAAUUGGCCGUUUUACAACCAGAAGAUUUCGUAUGCAGCCCUCAAAGAGUCUUUUAAUGUGAAAGAGAAAAAUCGCGAAGCGGUUUGGUUUAUGAUAGGCGUGAUGGAUGAAUUUACGCAUUUGAAAAAUUAUUCUGCUCCAUUUGACACGUCAUUAGUGAUAGCCAUCUGUGCAAAAAGCGAUGGAUAUGUCCCGAGAGACGGCUGUUCCCGAUUGGAGGACUUGUGGCCUGGAGCAACUGUACGCUAUCUGGAUACGGGUCAUGUUGGCGCUCACAUAUGGUAUGGAAAAUCAUUCCGGCAAGCCAUUACAGACGCUUUCGAGAAAGUCAAAAGAAAAAUCAGAACCAUGUCGAAGGAAGCAAUCUAACUCUUCAUUUUGUUUUUGUUUUCUAAUCUAAGAUUAAACUUGAAGGCGUUUUGUCUUGUUUAUGGAAUAAAAAUUUAUCUAUUUUAUGUAAUAUGCAACAAAAAUCAAUAAUAAAU